Molecule: messenger RNA, 3824 nt
Organism: Cornus florida
Lineage: Eukaryota; Viridiplantae; Streptophyta; Magnoliopsida; Cornales; Cornaceae
Product: protein SMAX1-LIKE 6-like
Exons: 3
Coding region: 363-3665 (1100 amino acids)
Molecular function (GO): ATP hydrolysis activity; ATP binding
Source: RefSeq, a predicted model, not a curated record
CCAGAACAGUAGUGUACGCGAAGCUUGUGAGCUUGAUAGGAUACCAAUGCCAUAGAUCAUAAGAUGAGAGAAAGAUCUUUCUUUUUAUUGAAAGAGAAUCUCGCUCACCAUAUGUUUGUUCUAGUGCCCCAAUGAGAGGGACCCACUUCAACAACAAGAACCAAAUGCCUCUUUCUCUCUCCUCUGCUUCAAUAAAUAAAUCUUAAAAGGUCAUGAAGUAUACCCUCUUGGAAUUUUUUAUUUGGUUGGAGGUUGGUUGAGAAGAGAUUAUUGUAUUUUAUACUACAAACACAUAUACAUCAUAUAUUCACACACAUACAUACAUACAUAUAUAUAUAUAUAUAUAUACACGCUCGCCGGCGAUGCCAACGCCGGUAGGUACGGCCAGGCAAUGCUUAACCGAAGAGGCCGCGCGUGCACUCGACGACGCCGUGGGGGUGGCUCGCCGCCGUAGCCACGCCCAAACAACAUCCCUCCACGCCGUCUCGGCACUCCUCGCUCUGCCAUCUUCCACUCUACGCGACGCAUGCGCACGCGCUCGGAGCUCUGCGUACUCGCCACGUCUACAGUUCCGUGCGCUUGAGCUCUCCGUCGGUGUGUCACUCGAUAGACUGCCGUCAUCGAAAGCCGUGGACGAGCCUCCGGUGUCGAACUCUCUCAUGGCCGCCAUCAAACGGUCGCAAGCGAAUCAACGGAGACAACCGGAGACUUUUCACUUGUACCAGCAAUUGCAGCAGCAGAACCAGUCGUCGCUUACAUGUGUGAAGGUUGAGCUCAAGCACUUCAUACUCUCGAUUCUCGAUGACCCGAUUGUCAGUAGGGUCUUCGGAGAAGCGGGGUUUACGAGCUGUGACAUCAAGCUCGCAAUUCUUCAUCCUCCCACCAUGUCACGAUUUUCACGGUCUCGGUGUCCGCCUCUGUUCCUCUGUAAUUUAACCGAUUCGGAAUUGAAUCACCGGAGUUUCAAUUUUCCGUUCGCGGGCUUUUCAGGGUUUGAAAAUGCAGAUGAAAAUUGUAAGAGAAUUGGGGAGGUUCUUGUAAAUAAAAAAGGGAAGAACCCGUUACUGAUUGGGGUUUGUGCAAAGGAUGCGCUUCGUAGCUUCACGGAGUGUGUAGAUAGAGGUAAAGGUGGUAUAUUGCCAGCUGAAAUUGAUGGGUUGAGUUUGAUUUGUAUUGAGAAGGAGAUUUGUGACUUUGUGGCUCAAGGUGGGAGUCAAGAAAUGAUAUGUAUGAAGUUUAAGGAAUUGGGUGAAAUGGUGAAGUGUUGCUCGGGGCCUGGUAUUGUUGUUAAUUAUGGCGAACUGAAGGUGCUUGAUGAUGACAAGUCGACGGAUGCUGUGAGCUAUGUGGUGUCUCAAUUGAGUAGCUUGUUGGAGCUUCACAAUACGAAAUUGUGGUUGAUGGGGGUGGCGGGGAGUUAUGAGACCUAUAUGAAGUUUUUAGCUCGGUUUCCGACAAUUGAGAAAGAUUGGGAUUUGCAUCUGCUACCCAUUACUUCUUCUAAAGCUUCAACUGGAGGAUUAUAUUCGAAAUCUAGCUUGAUGGGGUCAUUUGUUCCGCUUGGUGGGUUUUUUUCUGCACCAUCUGAGUCCACAAAUCUAUCAGGCAGCACAAAUCAAUCCUCAACUCGCUGUGACCUCUGCAAUGAGAAGUAUGAGCAAGAAGUUUCUGUUGUUACGAAGGGAGGAUCCACUACUUCAGUUGCUGAUCAGUACUCAGCAAGUUUAUCUUCUUGGUUACAAAUGGAUGAAGCUGACACGAGCAAGAGAAUGGAUAUGCUGAAGACCAAAGAUGACGGGACUGUUCUGAGUGCAAAACUAAAGGGGCUGCAAAGGAAAUGGAAUGAUAUCUGCCAGCGCCUUCAUUGCACUCGACCAUUCGAACCAGCUAUUUCACAGGUCAGGUCCCAAGUUACAGGUGUUCAAGGCUUUCAGGUGGUGGUUGAUGGUAAGGAAAACAGUAGUAAAGAAUCACCUCUGAAUGAAAGUGGAUCAAAAUUUUCUUUCAUGCCCAUGGACUUGCGAAAGAUUUUUCCACCAAAACCAAACAUUACAGGAAGUGGUGUUUCUGAUGCUGAGAAAGCCAAUCUCCAACGCAAGCUACCGUUAGAAGUUUCAAAGAGUCAGCAGCUAGAGUUGGAGAGCCAUUGGCCUCCCUCUUACCAUUUGCACAGUUUGAACCUGCCAGAUCGUACAUCACCGUCAUCUGUUACUUCUGUGGCUACAGAAUUGGGGUUGGGAACACUUUAUGCAUCCGCUGCUGAAAAGCCUAGGAAAAACAGAAUUCAAGAUCAUAAAGAUAGUCCUCAGUACUUAGCAUCUGUUUCUGCUGAGUUUGAUGGGGUUAGUGAGAAUGCUUUGAAUCGUACCCAAUCUUCUUCCUGUUCAGGUACUGGGUUGGGAGGGCUGUUGGAUCCCAAAGAUUUCAAGUCCCUAUGGAGAGGUCUUGCCGAAAAGGCAGGCUGGCAAGAUGAAGCCAUUUAUACGAUUAGUCAAACUGUAUCCCGUUGCAGAACUGGACAUGGAAGGCGUCAUGGCUCAAAUCAGAAAGGAGAUAUUUGGCUCAGCUUUGUAGGACCUGACAAAGUGGGAAAGAGGAAAAUUGCAACAGCACUUGCUGAGAUGAUCUUUGGCAACCGAGAAAGCUUAGUUGCUGUGGAUCUUAGUUCUGAAGACGGGAUUAGCCACUCAAACUCCAUUUUUGACCGUCAAGAUUUAAGCAGCCAUGGUGUAAAGUUUAGGGGGAAGACAGUUGUUGACUACAUUGCCGAGGAGAUGAGCAAGAAACCUCAAUCAGUUGUGCUCCUUGAAAAUGUAGAUAAGGCUGAUUUCCUUGUUCAGACUAGCUUGUCUCAGGCUAUCAGGACUGGUAAAUUUCCAGAUUCGCGUGGCAGAGAAAUGGGCGUCUACAAUAUGAUCUUUGUUACCACCUCAAAGAUAAAAAAGGUAAAACAAAAUAUGCUUUCCAGGAGUGUGCAAGUUAAAUUUUCAGAAGAAAGAAUAUUAGAAGCCAAAGGUUGGCAAAUGCAAAUUUUAAUUGGAUGCGGAGGUGGAAAUGCCAACAAAGCUGAUGGCACAAACGUGUUGGUUAUGCCAAGCAAAGGAGCCUCAAAUCCAGUUUCUGCAAGUAAAAGGAAGCUGUUUGACGCCAGUUGCACAAAGCAGGACAAUAUCUUGCAGAUACCAAAACGAGCACACAAGGCUUCCUGUUUGGAUUUGAAUCUGCCGGUAGAGGAGAUGGAAGGAGAGAAUGAUUACGAAAACUAUAACAGUGACUCUGCCUCUGAAAAUUCAGAAUAUUGGUUGGAAGAUUUCUUUGAGCAGCUGGAUGAAAAUGUGAUUUUCAAGCCAUUUGAUUUUGAUGCGCUUGCCGCAGAAGUUUUGAAGGAGAUUAGCCGUAGUCUCCAGAAAACUGUUGGAUCCGAGGCAUUUCUGGAGAUUGAUGAAGAAGUCUUGGUGCAAAUGCUUGCUGCUGCUUGGUUAUCUGACAGAAAGAGAUCGGUGGAAGAUUGGAUCGAUAGGGUUCUCAGCACAAGCUUUGUCGAAGCUCGGCAGAGGUGCCACCUUACCGGUCACUCUCUAUUGAAACUUGUCACUUGUGAAGGCCGCCUUAUGGAACAGCAAGCUCCUGGAGUCUGCCUUCCGGCAAGAAUAAAUGUACAAUGAUCUUGCCUAGAUAUCCUUGUAUUUAUUAUGUAUAAUGUAGUUUUUAGCAUCUUAAAAGGUUUGUUUGGCCAGGUAAUUUCAUAAUUUUUGUUGGCUCCUUUUGCACAUUAUAUGUGUUGUAUUAAUUGCAUAUAAUAUAAUGCAUAAUAUUCUUAGUCA